UUCUGCAUGAUCACAUGAGGCAAAUAUUUGAUUGCAGUUUUCGUGAUACACAUUAGACGAAAUAACAAACGGUUUUAUUUUGUUCGUCCACAUUCCAGCAUUCUGGUGGGUUUGUCGUCCUUUUAAAAAGGGAUUCUGUUCUUCUUUGGAGCAGAGGCUGUGAAAGCCUUGAAUGGUGUCACUAUGGAGGGCUCAGUCGUUUUAAGCAAGAUCGCUGGCAACCUCGUCAAGACGGUUGCAACUGGCGAGAUGGUCCCUGUUGGGUCUUUCUGGAAGACGCAAGUUUGCAUCAUCCACUUCAUGCGUCGCUUUGGGUGACCACUGUGCCGGCUGGGCGCCAGGGAGUUAAGCACUCUCAAGCCCCAGCUGGAGGCACACAAUGUCCGACUCAUCGGGGUGGGGCUGGAGGAGUUUGGGGUGGAGGACUUCGUCGAGGGAAAAUUCUGGGACGGAGAACUGUACAUUGACACUAAGAAACAGACUUAUGCUGCCAUUGGUUACAAACGAUACUCCUUGUGGAGCGUCUUGGCAGCUGUCUUCUCCAAGAAAGCCAGGGAAGCCUUGGCUAAGUCAAAAGCACAGGGAAUAACAGGCAACAUGAAAGGGGAUGGCUUAGGCACCGGUGGAACACUCAUUGUUAGCCAAGAAGGGAAGAGUGUGCUCCUAGACUUCAAACAGUCCUCCCCUGGAGAUCAUGUCCAGCUAAGUGAUGUCCUCAAGGCAUUGGGCAUUGAUGCCUCACCUCCUAGCAAUGAGGACUUGGACAAGUCAGCAACAUGUCAGGGCGCCAGUGGACAAACCAGUUAGGCGAAUCAAUCAGUAGUAAUUCAUCCCACCAACAACUUGGUGCAGAUUUUCUUUGAAAAAAAAUAUAUAAAACAAUUUCGAAAACUCUUGUUAUAUCAUUACUCAAACUUCUAUUUGAGUCAUCCAUCCACGAGUCUUCAGCGUUGAGUCUGAGUUCUUAAUGUAAAGUGCAAUUCCUUAGUGACAAGUUCGAGUCCAACUUCAGAAUAAUUUAACUCAAGUCUAAGUGGCGAGUCCUCAGGGUUGAGUCUUGUGUCAACAGUGUCGAUUCUGAGUCGUCAGGUCAAGUACAAGUCCUCAGUGACAAGUAGGAGUCCAAGUUCAGACUCAUUUUGCUUCAGUCUGAGUCUCGAGUCCUUUGUGUUGAGUCUGAGUCCUCAAUGUCGGGUACAAUCCAGACUCGUUAAUAGCUCAAGUGGGAGUCGCGAGUUCUAAAGGUUGUGCCGGAGUCUUCAGUUUUAAGUCUUGAGCUCAACCAUUGGGUCAUGUAUGAGUCACAACGGUCGAUUUUUAAUCACUUUAUUUAAAAAACAUUUUGCCACAACUAUGGACAUAUGGUUUAAAAGGGCUAUGUCGUCAUAUUCACAGCAUGCUUGUUGCUGUAUAUCAAAUUAUGAGCUCUCAUCCAGUAAUACUGCACACUCACUCUCUCCCACAGUAUCAUAUCUAUGGAGAGGUUGUGCCUGCUGUAACUGGGCGAGAGCUUCUUAAAUAAUUGCUCAGAUUGGGAAGAAACAGUCCCUUUAAGUCACUUGUGGCUACUGUCGUCUCUGCCGGGUUAGCGUUUCAUAAAUUGAAGGGAACCUUUUUGGAUUUCCUGCACUGUCCAAAUUGAAUGGAUUCGGUGGCAGCCUGCCGUAUGACGUCACUGGAUUAAACCCAUGUUUAGGAGUGUCCAGUGACCGAGCAACUUUGUUUGUAGUCUGCCACCGAAUUUAAGACAAUUGGUCUGCUGAGAAUCUAAUAAGUUCUCUUCAAUAGAGAGUUUUAUGUGUGUGUUUAAAUUGUAAUCUUUGCAGCUAUUUGUAGGCCCACUUGUUUUAUACGCAUCUUUCCUGUGCGCGGAGUGUCUUCUAUGUAGACGGACAUGGAGCGUUACAAGUGGCCACCACAGUAUUAUUAUUAUUUAUCAUUAAUUAAUUUGAGUCUUCUUGUGAUGAAGUGAGAAAAUUAAAUCGAUGUUUUAAAAAAAUGAAA
This is a messenger RNA of Asterias rubens (European starfish), 2004 nucleotides long. Its product is annotated as prostamide/prostaglandin F synthase-like. The transcript is spliced from 5 exons. The record is from RefSeq and is a predicted model, not a curated record. NCBI's taxonomy places the organism in Eukaryota, Metazoa, Echinodermata, Asteroidea, Forcipulatida, Asteriidae.